Messenger RNA from Brassica oleracea var. oleracea, 1085 nucleotides. RefSeq names its product 21 kDa protein. The record is from RefSeq and is a predicted model, not a curated record. Bases 335 to 955 code for a protein of 206 amino acids. NCBI's taxonomy places the organism in Eukaryota, Viridiplantae, Streptophyta, Magnoliopsida, Brassicales, Brassicaceae. Gene Ontology annotation, biological process: negative regulation of catalytic activity. The transcript has a single exon. Gene Ontology annotation, molecular function: enzyme inhibitor activity.
UAUAGUUUUAGGAGGUUGUGGUAGUUCUACUUAUGGUACAAGAUACUGAAAAUCGAAGUUGAAAACUACACCAUAGAAGUAAACCCAAAAAUGGUUUUUAGAUUACUACAAAUGGACCGCCCCUUCCAUGCUCUAAAACUUCAGUUCCACGUCCUUGUUGUAUCUUGAUUCAGAAGGUUAAAAACUUAAAUCCUUAAUUACGAAAGUUAAUCCCAUCGCAGGUCCUUUCGUCUAUAUAUUAUAUAUAGACCAUAUCUCUAUCUCUCUCAGUCUAAAAUAUAUUCUUACAAGUUUGGAUAUUGUCUUCUACUUUUAACCUAUAAACAAAACACACAUGAAUUCUUAUCUGAUCAUGUUUACUCUCCUCUCUCUUCUCCUUCUGGCGCUUAGCUUAAAUCCGUCCCUAGCCUCCAGCCGCAACUACACAGACGAUACAAACGCCUCUAUUGUACCGCGGUACAGCAGGUACGUUAAAGACGCGUGUAACGUAACCCGAUACAAACAACUCUGCCUCCGAACGCUUUGGCCGUUUACAAUCGUCGCUAAAAACAACUCGAGCAAGUGGGCCCGAGCUGGCGUCGCCGUGACCAUCACCGACACCAAACGGAUCCUGAGACUCUUGCUCAAAACGCGGAAUUCUUCAGCGGUCGGGAAACGCGAGAGGAUCGCGUUGUCGGAUUGCCGGGAGCUGUACGUUGACUCCCUCGGCAAUCUUUACCAGUCUCUCUCCGUUCUCCGGAAACUUGACGCCGACCAGUUUCAGCAGCAGAUGAGCGAUCUCGCCACGUGGCUAAGCGCUGCACUCACGGAUGAGGACACGUGUCUCGACGGAUUUGAGGAGACGAUGAGUAAAUCAUCGACGGUCAGGAUGAUUAAGAGGAAAGCGACCAGGUGUAUGCACUUGUGCAGCAAUGCUCUGGCUCUCACCAACAAGCUUGCUUAUGACGGCUUGUAAUCUACGCUUAUGAUAUAUAAUAUACAGUUUAUUACACUAAAGUAUUGUAUUAUUACAUUAAAGGAAAAAUAAUAUUUAAUUACUCGAAAGAAAUAUCAUGAAAUUUAUGAUAAUAAUGACUGUUUGUCUU